Messenger RNA from Cinara cedri, 303 nucleotides. The record is from the annotation of a GenBank genome assembly. NCBI's taxonomy places the organism in Eukaryota, Metazoa, Arthropoda, Insecta, Hemiptera, Aphididae.
AUGUGGAAUGGAACAGAUGAUUGUGUACUGCGGCAGAGAGCAUUGAAAAAAACACGACAUAGUGAUUCCGGGCUGACGAUUUUGAAUAAAAGUAGAUUAGAUACGAUAAGGCUAUAUUUGCUGAGUGAAGACGAUCGUCAUGACUUUCUAAGGAAAGAAGUCGUGUUGCGGAAAAGAAACAUUAAAUUUAUAAGCAGUGUGACGAGCAGAAACGACGGAUGGGUCCCGGAGUACGAUGCCAUACACAAGAAUAGGAGACGAACUAAGAAACAGAAAAGGGUGUUUAAUGAGGUGCUCAAGUAA